CGCGAUUUCUCGAUCGAGGUCAUUCGCGCGGGAUCCGAGGAGAUCGAUCGGUGCUCGACGAAGCUAACAAAAUCGCCAGUGUUUUCACGGGAUACAUGAAGAUGUGAUCCGCGCGAGGAGCGUCGAUAGAGGGAUGCCGGAUGGAGUACCAAUGGGACGGACCUGAGACGAGCUCCACCCAUAAGCCUGCGCUCCGCCCUCGUGAAAUUCAUUUACCCGGGAGUUACCCUGGACUUUCCACUAGUCAGAUUGGCUCUCUCAACAUUGCCGCUUGCUCUACAUGACAAUCGCGAUGCGAGCUGGCCCGCGCUCCGAGUGACCGUCGAUUUGUCGUUUAAUCGCGCGACACUGUUCGCACUUCUCGCCUCCGACAGACAUGCCGAUGUUAACGUACAGCGGCUGCAGCGGCGGGACUGCGGAUACCGAGAAUGGAUCCCCGGCGGAAUCGUUGUUGUCCGGCGAAGGAGAACUCCCGGAGGAAGCCGGAGAUUCCCCCGGGACGUCGAGGGACACCGAGGAGGAAGCCACGUUGUCCGACGAGUUUUACUCGCACGACACCGACGAGGAGGACGACCAGAGUAAGAGGAGGCGAGAUCGUCCCAGUUCCCUAGACGGCAUCUCACCGUCCGGCAGCGGCCACUUGGGGUCGCCGCCGCCUCGCAUAGGCAACAUGGGGGUGAGAAAACUCUUCACAAACAGUCGCGAGCGAUGGAGGCAGCAAAACGUGAGCGGCGCCUUCGCCGAACUUCGCAAAUUGGUGCCGACGCAUCCGCCCGACAAGAAGCUGUCGAAGAAUGAGAUUCUGAGGAUGGCGAUAAAGUAUAUAUCGCUGCUGAGCAGCGUCCUGGAGUGGCAGAAGGGCCAGGACCGCAACGGGGUGCAGCACCAGGACGUGCGCAUCAAGUGCGAGUCCCACCUGAGCGGGCAGAAUCCCGCCACGUAUCACACGAAGUCGACGGUGGCGUACCUGAAGCAGGAGAAGCAGCAUCCCGACACCUCGCACGUCUUCCGCAUCAAUUACGGCGCGCAGAGGCACGGCUCGCAGCACGCGACGUGCGAGAAGAACGGCAGCAACUUGCUGAUGAUCGCACCGGCCGGGCUCAACGUCUCCGCCGCAGGAAAACGCUGCGUUACACCUGUCGUCGUUAGCCAGGGCAGCUUUCACAGCAAUAGCAACGGGAAUCUCAUACGUUCUCCAGCGAGCGGACGGACCUCGGGGUUCCCGAAGUCGCCGCAGGUCUCCUCGGGUACCAGCAUGGCGCCCAACGGUAGCUCCUCGUCCUUGACUAAUAACGCACCAGUCACGAACGGUGUAGGAUCGAGCGGAUCGAACUGUGGCCAAAAGAGAUUCAAGAUCGAGCGGGAAGAGGAAGAGCAGGGCACUUCGAGGGAUUGCCGAGCUCCGCCACCGCCUGCUCAUAGUGUGCCGGUAAGGAAAAGGAUAAAGGUCACUUUCGUGAAGGACUCGGUCUCGGGAUUCCGCGGCGAUCUGUGCGGUGUAGAUCGCAAGUGAACAGGAGAAAUGCUCUUUGCGACACGAUCAACCGUCAUGGUUUUAUUUCUCAACAACGUGCGCGUAUUGUGUAAAUAUUUCUUUGAUGCUGUAUCCGACAAUAAUUGGGGUAAAACGACGUAGAAUCGGAUUAUCCGCUCGACGGCGAUCUUGAAUUAACAUUGGGUUGAGCGUCUCAUUCGUGAUUAUGCGAAUUUUCUCCGAAGACGCUUCUCAUUAGCGCUGAAUGCUAUUGUGUCGCAUGUAACGGUUUUCAUUCUGUGAAAAUUUAAGCGAAUGUUUCCGUGAGCUCAAAUGGUCUUGAUAGUACAAAAGUUUAAAGGUCAUUUCGUUCAAUACUCAGCAAUCUUUGAGUCAUGUGCAUUAAAAUUUGUUGUGCGUAAGAAUUUUCUUUCAACAGAUAUGAGAAAUUAAUAGGUAUUAAUGUAUAUCAAAAUGAAUUCUUUACGAGAGCACCUGGGGAGAAAAAUGAUCUCUAAGGGACUGUAGAAGCUGCGGUUGGAAGAACACUCAGAGUUGGUUCCGGCGAACGUCAAAGCGCGACCGAUGGAACGUUCUUCAAAGAAUACUUUAUUACUCACGUUGCGUUACAUCGUUUGUACAAUACUUGAGAAUUGUAUCGCAGUUGCGCACAGAACAGUGACAUGAGAAACACGGAUAGGAAACUCCCAGUUACAUGGUUCAUUGUAAACCCGUUACAAAUAUAUUCACGUGUCAGGCUCCCCGCGUCCGAUUUGGGUGCCGACUUAUUGUAGAUCUUGUAUAUAACAGAAUAUAUCGAAUUUUUUUUGUGAUUCGUACAUCUAUCCGUUUAUCGUAUUUAUUCUACGGUGAACACAGCAAACACUUGGAUGCUUAAUAGUUAUCGACAGACAACAACUCCAUCCUGUGUAUUCCGGGAGAAUCGUUUACGGUCGUUCUAUCCUUCGUAAAA
Harpegnathos saltator (Jerdon's jumping ant) is the source of this 2447-nucleotide messenger RNA. RefSeq names its product Helix loop helix protein 3B (gene HLH3B). The transcript has 5 exons. Gene Ontology annotation, biological process: regulation of transcription by RNA polymerase II. The record is from RefSeq and is a predicted model, not a curated record. Lineage: Eukaryota; Metazoa; Arthropoda; Insecta; Hymenoptera; Formicidae. Gene Ontology annotation, molecular function: protein dimerization activity; RNA polymerase II cis-regulatory region sequence-specific DNA binding; DNA-binding transcription factor activity, RNA polymerase II-specific. Bases 377 to 1513 code for a protein of 378 amino acids.